AUAUAGUGGAGUAACUUUGAUCUUUGGAAAUACCACAUAAACAAUCCAGUGUCCGAAUUCGCUUGAAACAUUCUAUUUCCAGUGCAUAGUAACAGCAUGGAGAAGCACAAUUUCUUAUUGAUUCUUCUCUUUCUAGUUCAUUUUUCUAUAUCAGUUGCUCCCUCAAAUGAGACGGACCAAGAAGCUCUACUAGCUUUCCAAAAUUUUAUUACAAGUCCUAGUCAUUUUUUGGCCAAUAAUUGGACCAAGAAUGCUUCUUUUUGCUCUUGGUUUGGUGUCACUUGCAGUUCAAAAAGGCAAAGGGUUGUGGCCUUGGCGCUUCCUAAUUUGCAACUUCAAGGCACAAUUUCCCCGUCUUUGGCCAAUUUGUCCUUUCUCAGUGUGCUCAAUCUUGGGAACAACAGCUUCCAUGGUGGCAUCCCUUACGGACUUGGCCACUUGCCUCGCUUGGAAGUGAUUGAUGUUCAAAACAAUCAGCUAGAAGGAAGUAUUCCACCAAGUCUAUUUCAACACCGGACAAUUCAAAAUAUUUUAUUGGCUUUCAAUAAAUUCAGUGGUGAAAUGUGGAAAGGUCCAUGGUAUGUUCCGGAACUCAGAGUCUUAAAUCUCAAGAACAAUAGCCUCACGGGUAUAAUCCCUCCUUCGGUUGGAAAUGCCACAAAAUUGCUGAGCUUCAGUUUGUAUGGGAAUAGAGUCAGCGGCAACAUUCCAAAGGAAAUCGGUAAUCUAAGCCGACUUGCAUUUCUAUCCCUGACAGAUAAUCAGUUAACAGGUUAUAUUCCUACAGUACUGUUUAAUAUCUCCUCGCUACUUAUCAUAGGUCUGGGAAUCAAUAGCCUUUCUGGUCCCCUCUUGCUUGGUGAAGAGAAUAUUGUGUCAAAUCUAGAGGGUUUAAGUGUAUCUUGGAACAAAAUUUCUGGUUCCAUUCCUUCCACCAUUUGCCAACUCAGGGAGCUGAAAGGGUUGUCCCUAUCUUCCAACAACAUAACUGGAGACAUACCCAAAUAUAUUGGUUGUUUAUCCAAGCUCGAGGAUUUUUACAUUGGUGAUAAUCCAAUAACAGGGACUGUUCCCACUUCAUUGGGCAAUAUUUCCACUCUGCAAAAUCUUUAUUGUGGAAGCAAAAGCUUGGAGGGCCCAAUUCCUCUGGAAUUGGGGAAGCUAUCAAAUUUGAGGCUAAUUAACUUUGUCCAAAAUUAUAAAUUUAGUGGUCAAAUUCCGAAGGCUAUUUUUAAUAUAUCUUCUUUGGAACUAGUCGAUUUCAGUUUCAAUAACCUCUCGGGGGAAAUUCCAACCACUAUAGGUCUUCAUCUUCCAAACCUUGAACAACUUUUCUUGGGAAACAAUCAGCUCCAAGGGGAAAUUCCUCUAUACAUCACAAAUGCUUCCAAGCUUGAGGCAUUGGGGCUAGAACAUAACUUUCUCACAGGCACUAUUCCUACUAACUUGGGAAAUCUCUGUGAGCUGUGGGGAUUGUUUCUAUCUGAAAAUCAACUUACCAAUGAACCAGGUGAACAUGAUCUGCAAUUCUUCAAUUCUUUGGUGGACUGUAGGAUGUUGCAAUAUCUAGAACUGAGUUCCACACUGUUGAAUGGCGUUUUGCCCAAUUCUAUUGGGAAUCUUUCAUCUACUUUGAAAAACUUUCAUAUAGCAGAUGCACACAUAAACGGCCCCAUCCCCACAAAUAUAGGCAACAUAAGUGGUCUAUUGUCGCUAGGUUUUGAGGAUAACAACUUGAUCGGAACCAUUCCUUCUGAGGUCGGUAAGCUUGAACAACUCCAAGGUCUAUAUCUAUAUAACAAUAAAUUGCAAGGGAAUAUUCCAGAGGUAGUUUGUCAUUUAUCUAAUUUGGUCCUAUUACAUCUAGCUGAUAAUGAGCUCUUUGGGUCAAUUCCAGCAUGUAUAGGGAAUCUUAGCAUGCUACAACACCUUUAUUUGGGUUCUAAUAAACUUUCAUCACCGCUUCCUUUGAGCCUCUGGAAAAUGAGUGGCCUUCUCCGCCUAAACAUUUACCAAAACUUUAUACAAGGAGAAGUUUCACCAAAUAUUAGUGAACUGAAGGCCAUUAUAGCAAUAGAUCUUUCUGGUAACCACCUUUCGGGCAUGAUACCAAGAAGAAUAGGGGACCUUGAGAACCUGCAGUAUCUUUUCCUAUCAAACAACUCAUUUUCUGACCCAAUUCCAUCAUCCUUUGCAAGCUUGGUAAGCCUGGAGUUCUUGGAUUUGUCAUUAAAUGCCAUAUCAGGUACUAUUCCUAAGUCAUUGGAGAAACUAUCACACCUUAUAAGUAUCAAUGUUUCGUUUAAUGAAUUAGAAGGUGAAAUACCCAGUGGUGGUGUGUUUGCAAAUUUUACUCCACAAUCUUUCCUAGGGAAUACAGGUCUAUGUGGAAUGCACAUAUUGAAGGUUCCUUGUGCUAUCACUAAUCGUGGACAACAAUCAAAGUCUAAGAAGCUUGUGCUCAAAAUUGUCAUUCCAAUGGUUAUUUCAUCCUUUUUGAUAUUGUUGGUGGCUUCAAUUUGGAUAAUGAAACGACAGAAGAAAGGGAAGUCCAAAGAUGUGGAAGAGGUACUGGAGAUCAAGACUCAUCAAUUAGUUUCUUAUCACGAGAUUCAACGAGCGACCAAUUAUUUUGAUGGAUCAAAUUUAAUUGGUGUGGGAGGUUCUGGCUCUGUGUACAAAGGCACAUUAUCUAGUGGAACUGUGGUGGCAAUAAAGGUUUUGGAUUUGCAAAAUGAGGAAGUAUGCAAAAGGUUUGAUACUGAAUGUGAAGUGCUGAGGAAUGUUAGGCACAGAAAUCUUGUUUCGGUGUUUACUACUUGUUCCAGUGAAUGCAUAAGGGCCUUCGUUCUGCAGUAUAUGCCUAAUGGAAGUCUUGAUAAUUGGUUGUACAAAGAAGAUCGCCACUUGAACCUUCCUCAAAGAGUCACCAUAAUGCUUGAUGUGGCUGUGGCAAUUGAAUAUCUACACCAUGAUCAUGAGUCUCCGAUAGUUCAUUGCGACCUAAAGCCAGCCAACAUUCUUUUGGAUGAAGAUAUGGUGGCACACGUUGGUGAUUUUGGCAUAUCUAAAAUAUUAGCUGUAAGCAACUCCAUGGCACAUACGGAGACAUUAGGGACUCUUGGUUACAUUGCACCAGAAUAUGGCUCGGAGGGAAGAGUGUCAACUAGUGGUGAUGUUUACAGCUAUGGCAUCAUGAUGAUAGAGGUAUUGUCAAAAAGAAGACCAACUGAUGAUGAGAUAUUCAAUGAAAAUCUUGGCCUGAGACAGUGGAUAAGACGAGCAUUUCCCAAGACAACUAUGGAAGUUGUGGAUGCCAAUCUUUUUCAUGAGGGAAAGCAUGUCAAUUCAAAAAGUGAACUCUGCAUAGCCUCCAUGAUAGAAUUGGCUUUGGAUUGCACAAAGGAAAAGCCAGAGUCAAGGAUAACUAUGAAAGACGUAGUCAAGAGGCUUCACAAAAUCAAGAACACGUUUUUGGAAACAUAGAAGUUAGCUUCUGUUAAAGUGUUUCUUUUUUAGCUGCAAGUUAAUAUGUUUUCUUUUUUAACCUAGUUUCUUUAGUGAAGUCGUCCCUAUUACUUUUCCAGUACUGUGUGUACUUCAGUGUUUUAACACUACACAUAUUGUAUUAAUUUUGUUACAUAGUAAUUGAUUUUCAAGCAUUCUUGUUAUUGUCUUAGCUAGAAGAAUUUAACAA
Molecule: messenger RNA, 3697 nt
Organism: Lycium ferocissimum
Lineage: Eukaryota; Viridiplantae; Streptophyta; Magnoliopsida; Solanales; Solanaceae
Product: probable LRR receptor-like serine/threonine-protein kinase At3g47570
Exons: 2
Coding region: 97-3486 (1129 amino acids)
Biological process (GO): protein phosphorylation
Molecular function (GO): protein binding; ATP binding; protein kinase activity
Source: RefSeq, a predicted model, not a curated record